Messenger RNA from Daphnia carinata, 4066 nucleotides. RefSeq lists its product as uncharacterized. The record is from RefSeq and is a predicted model, not a curated record. The transcript is spliced from 2 exons. NCBI's taxonomy places the organism in Eukaryota, Metazoa, Arthropoda, Branchiopoda, Diplostraca, Daphniidae. Bases 2365 to 3204 code for a protein of 279 amino acids.
GGAUCGGGGUCAACGGGGACGUUGUCGUUUUACAACUAGCGAAUACCAAAUGAAAUUGAAUGAAUCGGCACACGAACUGCAUAGGAAAAACCAAAGGAUAAUACAAUGUGACAAAUUUCAAAUUCGAAAAUCGUAUUUUUUGCUUGGAGUGUGUUGAUUGCUGUCAAAAUCGGGUCGAUUGUUAUUCUCCAGACUUUGAUCGCAAAACUAAAAAAAAACAAAACACGUGUUUAAGUAACGAAUCCCGAUUGAGGAGUGUCUCGGGAGAUGCAUCUUCAUUUACCUCAUCCUUGGUAAACCUGUUCAAGUUGUUUCGUGAAUUAAAGCUGCUCACCGCGAAUGCCGUAUCCCUCAUAAAUAGCCGUUUCUCUUCUUCGUCAUUAAUCCUGCAGUAGUCACGCUGUUCGUAUAAUAAUGCUUGUAGCCUAGCCAAAGAGGACGUGGUUGUUGGCAUCCGCAUGCCAAGUGCGGAUGGCAGAGCCCACGCUCAUGGGACGGAAGCUUCCAACCGUGCAUGUGCACCGGAUCCGAGCUACAUUUUUUUAUUCAUUUUCGUUUGAAGUUACCUCAAUUUGUAUCUUUUGACACGUCCCAAACGUUCUUUCUCAUCCAACGCUGUGUAACGAGCGAUUGAAAAAUUCAAACUAAUCUACCUGAAAUUCAGUUAAAUGUAAGUUGCUAAUAACCGAGCAAAAAUUAUUAUGGGCUUCUUAUCGAACUAACUUGACGUUGAUCAUUUCUACCGCCUAAUCGUUGCAUCGGUAACGCUUUCUUUACGUCAAACAGUCAGCUCCGGUUCCAUUUUUCUUGUUAGGGCAUUUUCAGGUUAAUCUCUAACUUGGCACGCGAAUCGUGCAUUCAUUUGACGUCAAGAUCAAUAUGAAAAAUAGGUCGUCUCUUUUUUCUUCCCCCAGACUGAUAUGCCGCUGCAUUUUCAUACAACAAAUACUGAUUCUAGAUAAAUAGUGGGCCAUUUUUUUUGUUUUUGCUUUUGCACCUGCAACACAUUCGUUAGAAUUGGACACAAGGGCGAAAACUUGUUAUCUGCCCCAUCCAAUUGUUUGUGAUGAUACAAUUAUCAACCGUGCAUUAUUUCUCAUUCAUCGUUUGAUUCAAUCAGGCCAAUGUGUAUGUUUAAUGUACGAUAUGUGUAUGGAACGGGGCUUCGAACACACAGAGAGGAAAACCCUUAUGGAAACGUAUCUUAUAGACCCCCUGCAGUUCCGUCCCAGGUCCCGGGGAUCAAUAAAUGAUGCUCUAGAUUCCCCUUCUCCUUUCCUACCCACGUCCCCCCCCCCCUUCCUAUAAACUAGAUACUUUCAGUACAUUCAGUGUCAAGCCAAGCGAGGAAAGUGUUCUACUACACCAACAGAAAGAGAGGGGAGGAGGAAAUGAAAACAUUUUUCUUUUUUUCCUUACAAAAACAAACAAACGCGUUCAUCCCAUUUUUGCUUGCGAAUUUCGUUUUUUAUCCAUGCUCGAAACAUUUUAAUCGCCUUUCGAAUUAGCCGAUUUCGCUUGUCAAUAUUGACCCUCUCUCUCUCUCUCUCCAGUGAUUGGCACAGCGCGUUCGUCGUGUGUGCGGCUGUAUUUGACGUAAACAGUGUCGACUAGCACCGAGUCGAUUAACUGUUGGGACUUGUGCGCAGAACUCCGGUCCAACAUGGCCGCGGCUCCUGGCUCGCAUUGAAGGGCGACGCGUGUAUCGUUCGCGUUUGGCUCACGCGCUUGUGUCUAGACUCUUGUUUCUUUUCCUUUUUCCGCUCUCGCCCACUGCGAACGCUAUCCCAUAGUCAAAGGCAGUAGGGAACAAGGAUCGGCCAGUACGACAAAGGCCACCGGUGAAUAACAUCGGGCCCCAAAAUUUUGUUUUCCUAUGUCUUUCUUUGACUGCCAACUCGCAAAGUUUUUCAAGAUCGUUGGAAAAGAAAAAAACAAACAAACAAACAAAAGGAUUGACGGUGUGAUCGUGUGCUGGUGGUGAAUAAAAAGACAUAAUUUUUUUUUUUUUUGCGCAGUUCGUCGGUGGAAUAUUAGUAAAUUAACAAGGGGAUCAGCCGCGGACAAGUGCUCGAGUACAACACACACAAGUUUCAAGAAGAACGCGCGUUAUUUUAAAAAAAAAAAAUCAAAACAACAACAACAUACCAAAUCAAAUGAAGGAAAUUUAAACCAAAAAGAAAGUGGAAGAUUUCUGUGUAACAAGUGACCCUCGUCAAGUGUGAGACCGCGCCCUCCUCCUCCCCAAUCAGGGUCCCCCCGCACAAUCCCCCUUAAAAGAAAGGCAAUUUGUUUUUUUUGUUUUUUUUGAAUUCCCCCCCAAAAAAAUUUCAAAACAAAAAAGAAACGAGAGAAGGAAACGCAAUGAAAGCGGUGCAAUCAGCAAUGGCGAUUCGACGCCAGCGUCGAAGGCGUGACGAAGCGCUGAGGGCAAAGACGCGUCGCGCUAGUCACCAAUCGGACCAUUUGAUGUUGUCGGAUAGCGGCGACGCUGGCAGUUUGAUGAGCUUAGACGGUGCGCACCACCGUUCGACGUCGCAUCGCCAUCGGCAAAUGAUGGGCGGCAUCACGACCUUUCACGUAGGCGUCGUUUUCUUUAUCAUGGGCCUGAUGUUGCUCAUUAGCGGCCUCGUUCCAGGCUACGCCAACCGUCAGCACCAGUACUGGGAGGAAGGAGGAGGCACGACGUCCGUGUCCAACAGCCAGACCAACAAUCGCAACGGUCCUCUGCUCUUGGUCACCGGCUCCUUCUUGAUCUUGGUCGGCGUAGCUUUGGUCGUCGCUAAUCGCAUCGCCACGCGCAGGGAGGACGAACUGUUUUCGCGCUACAUCAGCCGCAAAUUAGCGCCGGCCAGGAUGACUCAUCAGCCCGUGUCUUCGCUCCUUCCGGCUGCUUCGGCCCACCAGCAACAGCAGCACACCAGUCACAAGUCGAACGGUAAAAAGGAACAGACGGAAGAGGACCGGGUGUUGAGCGAGGAGGAGCACGCCGUUCAAUCGCCCGGUCAGCUCGAAUCCAUAACUGAAGAGGCUGAAAUCGGAUCGGAAAGAGCGUCCAAAGAUCAGCUGUUUUGGACGAGCGAUGUGGCACCUGUUCACCAUCACCAUCAUCAUCAUCAUCACCACACGAAGUCGGUGCAUCAAGACAAAUGCGACCAGCAUUCGCAUCCGCACGACAAUCACCACGGUUCAUCAACCGGUUGAUGGAUUCCGCUACAACUUUCGAUCGAAACUUCUUUCAAUACCUAUACACUAAACUAUUUCUUAUGAAAAAAAACAAAAAAAAAACAACAAUCUUUUACGUAUAUCAUUCCGGAACGGACUUUUUCUAUAUCUACUUGCUGCUUUUUCUAAUUAUUAAUUGCGAAAAAAAACAAAAAACAAAACAAACAAACAAACCUUAUUUUGGGGGCAACAAUUGGGCCAGCAAAUCACGCCAUUUUUUCGUGUAUAAAAAAAAACAAACAGCACAUUUCUAAUCGAUCUCUAUAUUAAUGGGUGACGUUUGUGUUAUCGUUUAGAAUUUUUCCUUUUUAACUCUGCUUACCUGUUUGCCUUUGUCAAUGAUUUUGGUUGAUCGUAGGCGCAUUUUGGUUCGUUAGAAAAACCAAAAAAAAAAUCCCGCAUCCCAAUCAUUUUGUAUUUCACGUCUAGUUCAUGCGGCUUAGUUGUUUUCGUUUUUAUUUUUUUUAUUUAUUUAUUAUUUUUUUUAAUAUGAAUGCAUCAAAUUAGAAACAGACAGUUCAAACUGUUUAUCGCAGCGCAAUCUCGCCUUCCGACACAUUCACACCAGGCCAACUAUUCAAACUGUUGUUCUCAAAAUCCCAUUCUUUUUUUCUAAAACGUCAGAGCUCAAAGAAAACUUCAUUUUGAUUUCUAAUUACUCUCCGAAGCACACACACACACACACUCACACACACACACACAAACAAGGAAAAAAGAAAAAAAAGAUCAAACCGCAACAGUUUUUGAAUUGCCAAUUUUUUAUUUUUUUUUUCUAUUCUUCCUCCUUUCUUCUAUGCUGUAGAUUCGUAACAUUCAAUACAAUUCAAACUCAUCCCACUGA